Messenger RNA from Rhagoletis zephyria (snowberry fruit fly), 626 nucleotides. RefSeq lists its product as uncharacterized. Lineage: Eukaryota; Metazoa; Arthropoda; Insecta; Diptera; Tephritidae. The record is from RefSeq and is a predicted model, not a curated record.
CAUUUUUUCCUUCAUUUUCAGUUGACUAUGUGCUCGUACAUAAUUUCUCAAAUGCAUUCUAUAUGGUCUUGGCUGUUACUGUUUGGGUGAAGUCUUUGAUUAAUUUAGUAGUCGCUUCCAUGCUUAUGGAUGGUAUAAGAAAGCAACGUCUUGUUUGCAUUGCUCCCUGGCUUAUAAACACCAGCAUUUCGAUGGCUAUUGAGAUAGCCGUUUUCAUUUUCAUGGAAAUCAAAAUGAAUGAAUUCGAAGAAGAAAUUGCAUCGGAUCGACGCAUUGUGCACAGUGUCAUUUUUGGUGUAUUUAUGGUUUUCAAUGCGCUUUCGGUGUUCGGCAUUUUUGCAUUGUACAAAAUGUUCAAGGCCACCGCCAACGAGAAUCGUACGCUACAGGAGAGUAUUGUGGAAGCAGCUGGACUCUAUCAGCAUGUUAAAGUUUAAGCAUACUUAUGUAUGUAAAUUUUGCCGCAAUGGAGAGGCACCUUAUCGUAAACAGAUUGCAGCAUUUAGUGGCAUAGCAACACAGUAAUUGGGUCAUUGGCGUGAUGUUGUUGAAAAAUGCAUUUAUUGAUAAAAAAAACGAAAAUGUAAAAAUCUUUAAAAAUUCUCAAAGUGAAUAAAUAAAAGUGG